GACAACUUUUGUUAUUGGUGUGGCUGAUGUUACGAUUGUCAAUAUCUUUGGUGAAAAGCAUAAUGAAAUAAUAGAAUUUUUAAACAUAGUUGUUCGCGCUUUUUUUAAAAUGAAGCUGCUGAAAGAGAAAAAAAAUUGCAAAAUCGUUUAUCAAAAUGUUUCUGCUACCAACACCGAGGAGAAUUUUACAGCGAAUUGGCAAAAUUUAAAGCAAGAUCUAGAAAAAAUGGCAAAGCUUGCAGCUGUACAAGAAAACUGUAAAGAUCAGAUUCAAAAGUUGGACGACAUCAUUGCAUUUGACGAAAACAAAGACAUGUUUUACAUACCAAAUUUAUUGAAAGGAGGUCCCCCUAUGGCUCCAGUGAAUCCAAAUUAUGGUAUUACCUUGCAGAAAGUAAAGGAAAGUAUAAUUGAGUUAAUGUGCUCAGAAAAAUUGAUCAAACUUACUGUUUCUUCGUUUCGUGAACGAGUUAAAAGUUUUUGGAAAGCCAUACUGAAAGAAAGUUUUAACUCUAGUUCUCGAAAUAUUUUCCAAGACAAUUUAAUGUCAGAUCAACAUGCAAAUGAGGAGGAAGAAUCUAAAAAGGUAUUCUCUUGGAAAAUAUUUGAGGAAAGUGUGAAUUUCACAAAAAAUGAAGAAGAGCCUGCGAAUGUUGAGAAAGAGUCUAACCAAACCACGGAGAAAAAUGAUUUGAAUGAUUUUGACGAAGAAAAGAAAAAAGAGGAAAACGUAAACACCUCAAAAGAUAGCAAUGAUCAUGUAACGGGUCAAGAAAAUAGGAAGAACGUUCUUUUGGAAAAAGAAAAGGACAUUGAUGGCCCAAAAGAAUUUCGUCAGGAUUUCGAAUUUGGUGUAACUCCCAAUAAAACUGAAAAGACCUCUCAUAACACAAAACAAAAGACAUUAUCUCAACUAUGCGAACGUUUAGGUCUUAAAACAAAACUUACAUUAAAACAUGCACGUACUGUUGCAACGUUUACUGACGACGAACUGACUUCUCAUGACCAAAUUCCCAGUUAUAUUCUUAAAAUGUUAAUGAUGGCUAAUCACCAUGCACGUGAAUUUAAACUGGAACCAUUAAAAAAAAAUAAAGUUAAUAUCAAAUCAAAUGAUGGUACUGAUGUAAGUGAUAGUGAUGACCAGGAGGAAGAUGAGAUUGAAUCCAAUAAAGUCGAAAAUAAAAGUUUUGAAGAUGAAGAUGAUUCCGAUGAUAGUGAUAGUGAUAACGAAAGUGAAGCUGUGGAAGGAAUUAACCCUAUGGAUGCUUUGAUAGGACUUUUCUAUAGUUCAGACGAUUUCUUGCGACGGGAUCUAGCUGUUAAACUUAGUGUAUGUCAGCUUAGCGUUCCUUUCAUUUUACCUUAUCCUGAUAAUCCAGCAAAAAACCCAACUGUCUUGCUUUCAGCGUUGGAAAAAAUAACAAAAUCUUGGAAAGAUGCCACUUCCGAAGAUUCUGUUAAAGUUGUUUACGCAACUGAACAUCCGUUUCCUGUAGUGUCUUUUAUCCGGCUGGGUAAUGUGACCAUGUCCAAAUCGUCCCUAAUGAACAAGAUUAUCAGUGAUGGUAAUGGUGAUCAUGAUUUCUUUUUUCAUAAAAACAUCAAUGGUGGUGAUGUGGAAAGGAAAGUCGUGGAAGGUUUAGUUGAACUUGUGUGGUAUCUUCCUGGUGUAAACAAGAAGAACUCUUUGCAAAAUGAAAUUUGUUUUACCAAUUUACGCGGCAAUGCUCGGAGUUUCAAGAAGCAAGUUAAUGUACUUCGAGAGAUAUCAAACAUUUUGUGUAUUUUAUUGCCGUCGAAAAUGCCUGACGAACGCAUGAAAAAUUUUUUGAAUGAAGCUAUAAUGUCUGAAGGUAAAACACUGCUGAUUUUUAACGAAAAAAGGCAAAAAGAAGUGAAGUACUACAAAGACUUAGACAAGUAUCAUCGAACAAAAUUGUCUUCCUGUACAAAAGCAUCUAAAUCAAAUGAAUAUGAAUUUUUCAAUUAUAUUCGCAAGGUUAUACAAAGCAAUAUAAAAAAGGCUGAAGACAUUAACAAGCAAGAAAGUACACUGAAAUCUUUAGCAAAUUUCAAAUGCCACUCAAAGGAAAUUGGUGUUUACUUUGAUGACGACCCAGCUUAUGCCAAAUUAGAAAAAAUUGUGGAAACUUGGAUUUCUGAUGGGAUUCAAAAUGCAAAAAACCUGUUUAAGCUACAAGGUCAUGUACCAACUUUAGCAGAUUUAGAAAAAAAGAUACAUAAUCCAAAAUUUCGUCCCACUAAUAAAGACGUUGUCAAUGAAUUGUACAAAGAACGGGAAAAUGAAAAAAAGGCUCAGAUUGACUCUUUCAAUAGUAUGAACAAAGAUGUUAUUAACUUUCUUAAUUCAAUAACUGCAAUGAAUGAACGGGAACUUAAUAGAAAUUUGCAUCAUUUGAAGUAUUUAUUAGACAAAGCUUCUCUAUCUGUGAUGACAGAUUUACAUCAAAAAUAUCGUCGGGCAUUACUUUCUGUUAAAGAACCUACCAAAAAUAUGCACAAUGAUAAGCCAGAUUCACAAACCGAGGAAGAAAAGAAUUUAAAUGAACUUGAAGAAUUGAUAUUAAAGUCUUCAUUUGGUUUGGAGCAUAUCAUUAGAGAGGUUGCCCAACUUUAUCAGCUUCCUGAUAUUCCAGUGAAUGAUUAUGCAGGUGCUGCAGCAAAAAUUCUUCUUUCCGGAGAGCCUUUGGAAUUGCUGGAUGGUAAUUCAAGUUACAUACCAAUGAAAUGGUUUAAUGAUGUUUAUGAAGAAUUAGAAAAGCGAACAAAUAACGCUAGCAUUUACGUCAUUUCUGUGUUAGGUAUUCAAAGUUCCGGUAAAUCGACAAUGUUAAAUACAAUGUUUGGCUUACAGUUUCCUGUAAGUGCAGGAAGAUGUACUCGUGGUGCUUUUGCUAGUCUUGUUCCACUUAGUCAUCAACUUAAAUGUGACUCAAAUUUUGAUUAUGUGUUGAUCAUCGAUACUGAAGGUCUGAAAGGAAUGGCUGACCCAAAAGUGAGAGAACACGAUAAUGAAUUGGCAACUUUGCUGUUGGUGUGGCUGAUGUCACGAUUGUCAAUAUCUUUGGUGAAAACUACAAUGAAAUGAAAGAAUUUUUGGCGAUGGCUGUUCAUGCUUUUUUCAAAAUGAAACUUGUGAAAGACAAGAAAUCAUGCAAGAUCGUCCAUCAAAAUGUUGCUGCUAAUGACGCUGCAGAUAAGUUAAUGAUGGAUAGGCGAAAUCUAAAGCAAAAUCUAGACCAUAUGGCAAGGCUUGCAGCAAUACAAGAAAAUUGUGAAGAUCAGUUUCAAAAGUUAGAUGACAUCAUUGCAUUUGAUGAAAAUAAAGACGUAUUUACAUACCGAGUCU
Messenger RNA from Xenia sp. Carnegie-2017, 3370 nucleotides. Its product is annotated as interferon-induced very large GTPase 1-like. Bases 110 to 3109 code for a protein of 999 amino acids. The transcript has 5 exons. Gene Ontology annotation, molecular function: GTP binding. The record is from RefSeq and is a predicted model, not a curated record. NCBI's taxonomy places the organism in Eukaryota, Metazoa, Cnidaria, Anthozoa, Malacalcyonacea, Xeniidae.